Molecule: messenger RNA, 1465 nt
Organism: Vicia villosa (hairy vetch)
Lineage: Eukaryota; Viridiplantae; Streptophyta; Magnoliopsida; Fabales; Fabaceae
Exons: 5
Coding region: 227-1030 (267 amino acids)
Biological process (GO): tRNA-type intron splice site recognition and cleavage
Cellular component (GO): tRNA-intron endonuclease complex
Source: RefSeq, a predicted model, not a curated record
CCCACACCCCUCCGCCGCCAACCCCCAACACCACUCAGUACCAACACUCUUGCGUCAACUACAAGGAGAAGAUUCAUUUGUUUGCCUGGGUUCUUCCUCGCCUCAGGUUCACAUUUCUCACCCUCCAUGCCAUACUUUUUUCAAAAUUAAUCUCACAUAUAAAACCAAAUCACUCCGUGCCUUUAUAUUUUCCAACAAAUUUAUAGCAUUUUCUAGCUUUUGAUCAAUGGAAGCAAAAGCGUGGGAAUAUUCUUCAAAUGAAGACAGUGAUGAUAACGAUGAAGUCUAUUUGCAAAAUGCAAGUGACGAAGAGGACCUUCACUUCACAUCUAGUUCCUUGCCCAAAUUGCAGUUCAGGAACGUGAAAUCAAAAGCCAUGUGGAAUGAAGAAACGGGAAUGGCUGAGGUUAUUGAGAAGAAUGGAAAAAUGUGGGUAUCAACUGGAAUAGUUCGCAGCGGCAAGAUUUAUACUACAAUCGAGGAGACUUUGUAUCUUAUGGAACUAGGAGCCUUACAUCUCGUGGACGACGAAAACAGCAGCAUAUCUCUAGUAGAAAUGUACGAUAAGGUUGCAGGCAGGAAGAGUGGAUGUUGCUGGGAGUUGUUUGAGGCGUAUAGGCAUCUCAAGUCUCUUGGAUACAUAAUUGUGAGACAUGGUGUUGCUUGGAGUUUGAAGAGCAUUAGAAAUUCUCAAAAACAAGCUGCUCUUGAAGGCACGGAAGAAAGCGCACAACUAGUAGACAUGGGUUCCAAACUCGAGCUUUCCAUCAGUAAGCUAUUUGGUGAAUUGAAGAUUAACGAUUUGAAGCCGGAUUUUGAUGUUUAUCUUCCUGACAGCAGGUUUAGAAAAUCUUCUCCAGGUGAUCCAAAUUUUCUGCUGUACUUGUCUAGGGAUCAUCUGCCAUGUAGAGCGGAAAUUGAAGCCCUUGAGAGACAAUGCGGGGGGAUUCCGUUGAAAAUCUGUCUGGUCACAGAAGGAAGGGUCAGUUUCUUUUCCUUUGACAAGGUUGAACUUCCUGUACUACCCUGAACGUUGCGGUAUCAAUUCUAAUUUGCCACUCUAUGCUCAGAGGGAAAAUAGCUUGUAAGAUCCAAUAAUGUGCAACAAAGCUGCAGAAAUUAUGGUUAAGAUAGCCUUGCACUGCAUAUGGGUUCAGUGUCACAAACUGGAGCAUGGUUUUGGUAAAACUUGUUAUUAUAAUUAUAAUGCAGAUGCGUGCAAUGUUGUUGACCAUAGCUAGAAACUGAAGGCAAGGGAUUAGCAAUGCAAUACAUGCCUCAGUUUAUGAUGUUAUAGAUGACAGAGAAUACAAAAGUUAUUUAGUUGUAUGGAUGAUGUUCACUAGAGGAUUUAUGAUUAGAGUUGCAAAUAGGGAUAAUGUAUGUGUUGUUCAAGCUAUUAUGUAUGAUUCUUUUCUGUUGAUUUCAAUGGAAGAUUUAUCUGCUGUUGCCAUUUGUUUCGGAA